AUGACCCUCCUGAUGUCUGGUGACAAAGGAAUUUCUACCUUCCCUGAAUCAGACAACCUUUUCAAAUGGGUGGGGACCAUCCACGGAGCAGCUGACACAGUAUAUGAAGACCUGAGGUAUAAGCUCUCCCUGGAGUUCCCCAGUGGCUACCCUUACAGCACACCCACAGUGAAGUUCCUCACACCCUACUACCACCCCAGUGUGGACACCCAGGGUAACAUCUGCCUGGACAUCCUGAAGGACAAAUGGUCUGCCCUGUAUGAUGUCAGGACCAUUCUGCUGUCCAUCCAGAGCCUGCUAGGAGAACCCAACAUUGAUAGUCUUUUUAACACACAUGCUGCCGAGCUCUGGAAAAACCCCACAGCCUUUAAGAAUUAUCUGCCAGAAACCUACUCAAAGCAGGUCUCCAGCCAAGAUCCCUGACCCUCCAGCCUACUCUCCUUGUGUUGUCUUUUUAUUUUCUCCCUACAUGGUCUGUCCUUCUCUUCAUUUCUGUCUAGGACUCUGUAUCUGAAGC
This is a messenger RNA of Canis lupus familiaris (dog), 517 nucleotides long. RefSeq names its product ubiquitin-conjugating enzyme E2 C-like. Bases 1 to 423 code for a protein of 140 amino acids. The record is from RefSeq and is a predicted model, not a curated record. NCBI's taxonomy places the organism in Eukaryota, Metazoa, Chordata, Mammalia, Carnivora, Canidae. The transcript has a single exon.